UGGAAGAGGUCGAGUCAAUGGAUUCCGUCCGUUGAUCGAACGCGACAAAAUUACAACCCACCUUCUACGAAACAAUACCCAACAACCGAUGAAGACUUCUUGUUGUUGACUUGUGCGAUCACUCUUAUAGCUUCUUCCCAGACGGAACCGGUUACUUCUUUCGACUCUCUGGUUAGUCUUUUGCAUCGUUUCCUGAUUCAUUCCUUUCUCCAGAGAAAACAAUGCCGGUUGGAGAGCUCUUUCUUGCUGCGUUCCUUCAAGUGUUAUUUGACCGAUUGGCUUCACCCGAGUUGCUGGCCUUUGCACGCCGAGAGGGACUUAAAAAAAAGCUGGACAAGUGGCGCAAGAUGUUGUCAAUGAUUCAAAAGGUGCUUGAUGAUGCAGAGGAGAAGGAAUUACAUGCUCAGAGUACUGCAGUGAAAGAGUGGCUGGAGGAUCUCAAAGACUUGGCCUACGAUGUGGAGGACAUACUCGAUGAGUUUGCCACAGAAGCUUUGCGAUGCAAAUUGAAGGUCAAAAAUCAGGCUAGUACUAGUAAGGUACGGAAUCUCAUCCCUGCUUAUUUUAGUGGUUUGAGUCCCUAUGCUAUUAUGUUGAGAACUAGGCUGGAGUCAAAUAUCAAGGACAUCACUACUCGAUUUAAAGAUCUAGUGGCACGAAAAGGUGAACUCAAUUUGAAAGAACUUGUAGACAGGAGGUCAGAAAAAAUUAGAGGGACAGAACUGGCCCCAACUUCUGUAGUGAAUGAAGCUCGUGUUUAUGGCAGGGAAGGAGAUAAAAAGGCUUUACUUGAUUUAUUGAAAUGGCAAGCUCAAGAAUCAGUGGACACUCAAGUUUCUGUGAUUCCAAUACUUGGAAUGGGGGGUAUUGGAAAGACAACACUUGCGCAGUUAAUAUACAAUGACCAAGAAGUCGAAAGUUUGUUUGAUCUUAAAGCUUGGGCUUGCGUUUCUGAAGAUUUUGAUGCCGUUCGGGUUACAAAAACAAUUUUAAGAUCUAUCAGUCCUGGAAGUCGUGAUGAUAAUGAUCUAAACUUGUUGCAAAUCGGACUAAAGGAGGCGCUGAAAGGGAAGAAAUUUCUAGUCAUUCUGGAUGAUCUUUGGAAUGAUCGUUAUCAUGACUGGACAAUCCUAUUUACUCCUUUCGAAGCAGGGGCUCCAGGAAGUGUAGUUAUUGUCACAACUCGCAAUCGAGAAGUUGCAAAUACUACACGUACCACUGAAGCUUACCAGCUGGGUUUGUUGUCAAAUGACGAUUCUGUGUCCAUAUUUACCCAACAUGCCUUGGGGGCAAAAGACUUUUCUUCACACCCACACCUCAAAGAUUUUGGUCAGGAAAUCGUUCGAAAAUGUGAAGGCUUGCCUUUGGCAGCAAAAGUACUUGGAGGCCUCUUACGUUCAAAACAGGACCGUGAUGCCUGGGAGGAAAUAUUGAAUAGCGAGAUAUGGAAUAUUUUAGAGCAGAGACGUGAAAUCGUUCCAGCUCUUAUGUUGAGUUACUACCAUCUCCCAUCACAUUUGAAGAGAUGCUUUGCUUACUGUUCUAUACUCCCUAAAGAUUAUGAAUUUGAGGAGAAGGAGGUGGUUCUAUUAUGGAUGGCAGAAGGUUUGAUUCAACCACAACAAAAAGAAAAGGAAAUGGAAGAUUUGGGUUCGAAGUAUUUUCAGGAUUUGUUGGCAAGGUCAUUUUUCCAACAAUCCAACAACAAGAAAUCUCGAUUUGUGAUGCAUGACCUCAUCAAUGACUUGGCUAAAUCUGUUGCAGGAAAUACAUGCUUUAGAAUGGAAGAUAGAGUUGAGGGUAGUAAACAAGGGAGUAUUUUUAAAAAGGCUCGCCAUGUGUCUUACCUGGGUUACUUUCAUGAUGGCUUUAAAAAGUUUGAGGCCUUUUCUGAACUCACAUGGUUACGUACCUUCUUACCUCUAAUGUUGCCACAGCUUGGGUGGUGUUAUUUGACCAGUUAUGUUUCUCUUGAAUUGUUGCCAAAAUUACAAUGCUUAAGGGUGCUCUCAUUGAAAGGUUACCACAUAACCAAGAUAUCGAAUUCAAUUGGUGAUCUCAAGCAUCUACGGUAUCUUGACCUGUCUUACACUUGCAUCACCAGCUUGCCUGAAUCAACAACCACUCUUUACAAUUUACAAACAUUGUUGUUAGAACAUUGCGCAUGUCUAGAGAAACUACCUUCAACAUUUGGGAACCUGGUCAACUUACGUCACCUCAAUAUUUUACAAGCAAGAUCACUAAAAGAAAUGCCUCUGCAUAUAGGCAAAUUAACUUGUCUUCGAACGUUGUCAGAUUUCAUUGUGGGAGAAGAUUGUUGCUCGGGGUUGAAGGAGCUAGGGUCUUUGUCCUAUCUUCGAGGGAGACUCUCCAUUUCAAAAUUGGAGAACGUGAUUGUGCCAGAGGAUGCAAGGGGCAUGAAUUUAAGUGAUAAGCCAAAACUUGAUGGGUUGUCAUUGGGAUGGAGUGAAGACAUUGAUGACUCAAAGGACAGAACAAGUGAAAAGGAGUUUCUUAACUUGCUGCAGCCUCACAAAGUUUUGAAAGAACUGACUAUCAGAUGCUACGGGGCUACAGAAUUUCCGACAUGGUUAAACCGCCCUUCCCUUCCUUAUCUGGUAUUCUUGACUAUUGAAAAUUGUAAAAAGUGCACAUCAUUGCCCCAUUGGGCAAACUUCCAUCACUCAGAGUCCUUUCGAUCGCAGGUAUGGCUAGCAUGAAGAGUAUGGGUCCUGAAGUUUGUGGGGAUGGUUUGUCACAACCUUUUAGAUCCUUGGAGACUCUAAAUUUCAAGAAUAUGGUGGAGUGGGAGAACUGGAGUCCUUGUGAAGCAUUCUUCUCAAACUUACGUGAACUCUCUAUUAAAAAUUGUCCCAAGCUGUCGGGAAAUUUACCAAACCACCUUCCUUCACUUGAAAAUGUUGAGAUAGAUGGAUGUUGUCGGAAGUUAAUGGUCUCAAUUUCGAGCUUUCCAGAUCGAUGCAAAAUAAAAUUUGAGGGAUCAGAAGGGGUGGUGUGCAGAAGAGAAGUUGAUUUUAGCUCGCUGAAUUUGAAGCACCUUUCAACAAUUUCAGAGUUUUGAGUCUCAAAUGAAAGUGUUGAUUACAAUGGGGGGGCUAGCAAAUGUACAAAAGUUAGAGGUUGAUGGAUGCAUGGAACUGACGCACUUGUGGUCAAAUGCGGUGGGAUCAUUUCCGCAUCUCCCCAGUCUUCGUCAUCUGCAGGUUUCUGAUUGUCCAAAACUAGUUUCGUUGGUAGCUAAAGGCCAGCUGCCUCCAACUCUAAAGGAACUAAGUAUACGGGAUUGCAAUAAUAUUCAGAUUUUGGUGGAGGAGGAUGACACGGCCAACAGCUGCGGCAGCAACGGUGACAACACCAUAUCUCAUGAUCUUCAGGAUUUGUACAUUCUCAACUGUCCAUCCCUCAAAUCCCUAAUAUCAAGUGGUGAAUUACCAACAACACCUCAAACAUUACGGAUUGGUUCAUGUCCAAAGCUAGAGUCAAUAGCGAAGGAAUUACAUCAUAAUUCAUUGCUUAAAUCCAUUGACAUUUAUUAUUGUGGAAACCUUAAAUCUUUACCCACCGGUAUACACAGUCUCGGCCAUCUAAGCAAUAUUAGGAUUGAAGGUAGUCCAAGUCUCGAUUUCUUACCGGACGGUGAGUUGCUCCCUGCCAACCUGACAAGGCUUGAUCUUGCCCGCUGCGAGAAAAUCCAGGCCGUGGUCAAUCGCACACACACUUGCACCUCUCUUCAAGCUUUGACGAUGGGGGAAUGUCCAAGAGCACUUGUAUGCUUUCCAGAAGAAGGUUUUCCCACCAACCUAACAUCUCUUCGGAUCGAUGAUAGCAGUAUCGCUCAGGGCUUGUUUGAGUGGGGGUUGCACAGGAUUACCUCUCUCAAAGUUCUUAAAAUUUGCGAUGGAACUUCGCACCUGGUGUCCUUUGCAGAGAUGAAGCUGCCUAGUUCUCUAAUCGAGUUGAAGAUGGUUAACUUUCCGAAGCUGGAAUACUUGUCUCCCGAGGGCUUUCGAAACCUCACAUCACUUCAAGGGUUGUGUAUAUCUAAUUGCGAAAAACAUAUCGCGUCCUUACCAAAGAAGGGCCUACCUCCCUCACUCCGAAGACUUUGGAUUACUGAUGGUAAAAAGUUAACGUCAUUUCCAACAAACUGCCUACCUCCCUCACUCCUGACGUUAUGUAUCUACAGGUGUCCUCUCUUGGUAGAAUGGUGGAAAAAAGAACGAGGACGGGAGGGGUCUACGAUAGCCCGCAUUCCCCAUGUAGAUAUAGAUGAAGACUUGAUUGGUAAAUAGAGUUUUGAGAUUUGUAUAUAUAUGUAAAUUUGAAAAUUCGGUUGCGGAUGGUUGGAUUAGAAAACAGGGAUUCAUACAUAUUUAUUUUUCUCAGUGAUCCAAAAACUGGAAUUCCGGAGGACUAAAUUAAAGAGAUAAAUAAAUUAUGAAUUGAGUUUUAUAA
Messenger RNA from Carya illinoinensis, 4476 nucleotides. Its product is annotated as putative disease resistance RPP13-like protein 1. Bases 222 to 2720 code for a protein of 832 amino acids. Lineage: Eukaryota; Viridiplantae; Streptophyta; Magnoliopsida; Fagales; Juglandaceae. Gene Ontology annotation, molecular function: ADP binding; protein binding. Gene Ontology annotation, biological process: defense response to other organism. The record is from RefSeq and is a predicted model, not a curated record. The transcript is spliced from 2 exons.